AUGUUGGCAAGUUCCAAGAUCUUGGUGUUUAUACAUAAUCCAUAUCAACGGCUUGGCAUCUCAGGGGGUCGGAUGUCUAUAAGUCAGAGCAGCUCUGAAGUUUCAUUGCUUAACAUUAACCAGACAGUAUCAGCUGUCACUGCAGGACACCUUUCCCAGAGCAAGACAGGUGACAUUCUUGUAGUGGGAACACCUACUAAUGUGUUGGCCUAUGAUGUCCAAAACAAUGCUGAUGUCUUCUACAAGGAUGUUUCUGACGGAGCCAAUGCCAUUACCAUUGGACAUUUAGGGCGAAAUCCUUUACCAUUGGCACUUAUUGGGGGUAACUGCUCCAUCCAUGGCUUUGAUGGUGAUGGUAAUGAUCCAUUUUGGACUGUGACGGGAGACAACGUGUCUUCGAUCACUCUGACUGACUUUGAUGGUGAUGAUGAAAAUGAGCUCUUGGUGGGCUCUGAGGACUUUGACAUAAGAGUGUUCAAGCGUGAAGAGAUUCUCUUUGAAAUGUCGGAAACUGAGGCAGUGACAGCUUUAUGCCCAAUGCAUGGAUCCAGAUUUGGAUAUGCGCUUGCCAACGGAACUGUUGGAGUUUAUGAAAAGAUAUCAAGGUGGUGGAGGAUAAAGUCCAAAAAUCAGGCAAUAGCUAUCUACAGUUAUGAUAUUGAUGGGGAUGGUGUUCCAGAGUUAAUUACAGGAUGGAGUAAUGGGAAGGUAGAUGCUAGAAAUGAUCGGAGUGGAGAGGUUGUCUUUAAGGAUAAUUUCCAAGGAACAGUUGCUGGUAUAGUCCAAGGUGACUACCGUAUGGAUGGCAAAAACCAGCUCAUUUGUUGUUCAGUUGAUGGUGAAGUUCCUUCUCCUGAAAGUCGCUAUUCGCUCAUGGACGUUAACAUUGAACAAGAGACCAUCCGAGAGCUAAGCCAACGCCGACACAACUUAUUGAUGGAACUGAAAAAUUAUGAGGAGAAUCAGCGAAUGGGCUCGUCUGGGGAAGUACUCUUUGGCAAACCGUCAGCAGCAGGAGACCAAGUUGGAGUUAUCCCAGCCAAUACGCAACUGCAGACUGGUCUUGCAAUUAAGGGAAAUGAAGAAAACAGUAAACCACCACACGUGGAGAUAGCUCUUGCAACAACAAAUGAUACUGUAAUCCGUGCUGUCAUAAUUUUUGCUGAGGGCAUCUUUGAGGGAGAAAGCCAUGUGUUUCAUCCUAGAGAAAAUUCUCUGACAAGCAAUAUAAGGGUUCCUCUAUACCCACCAAAGGAUGUACCAGUGGAUCUUCACAUUAAAACUAUGGUUGGAUACAAGGGAUCACUUCACUACCACGUAUUUGAACUGACUCGUCAACUUCCUCGCUUCUCUAUGUAUGCUCUUUGUACGACAUCUGUCAACCAGCCUCAAGGGUUUGUCAAGUUCAAGCUAAAUGAAAGAGUUGCAAGAAUUGUAAUGUGGAUUAAUUCAAGUUUCCUGUUGCUUGAAGACAUGCAGGCCAAUAGCAAUGGAGGACUAGAAGUUUCAUUCUUAUCCUUGAGGUCCAGUUUACCUCUCAUCAUUGAAGUCUCUUCUGCGUGCGAUAUAGUGAUAGGACAUGACAUGGACAUCGCGGGUGACAUCAUACAAGCCCUUGCAAAUUACCUGAAUCUUGAAGAUUUACAAGUAGAAGCUGAUUUCCCUGGAGAAUUAGAGCAGUUGGGAUCAGUUCUAGAGCGUGUAGAAGAAUACCAUGCUACACGUCAGCGUCUGUCAGCAGAAAUGGCCGACCACUCAGGUGUUAUCCGUACUUUAGUUGUUCGGGCAGAGGAUGCUCGACUUAUGUCAGACAUGCAAAGCAUGCGGCAGUGGUAUGGGGAGUUAUACAACCUUAACAAAGAUCUCAUCAGUGGAUAUAAGAUCCGAUGCAACAACCAUCAGGAGCUGCUUAGCUGCCUCAAGCAGGUCAAUCAGACUAUCCAAAAGGCAGGAAGACUAAGAGUUGGAAAGUCGAAGACCGUGGUUGUCAGUGCCUGCAGACAAGCUAUUAAAAGCAACAACAUCAAUGCACUCACAAAAAUUAUUCGCUCUGGAACAACCUGAAAUAACUAAUGGGAUAAAAUGUUCAUAAAUUGUUAUAUAUUGCUAUAUAUUGAUUUUUAAGGAAACUUAAUUAACAUGCAAUAACAUAUACAUAUUAUGAAAAUGAUAUGGAUGCACAGUAUUAUGAGCAGAAUAUUUGAUUUUUUAAGCACGGUGAGUAACCCCCGGACGGGAUGUGCUCAUUCAGGUUGGAUAAUCUCGCUGACCCUCCGGAAGACCAGAAGGACGAGCACAGACACUUAUGGCCUCAGCCUAAUGUAGGAUAUGUGGAUGCCUGGCCAUUUGGCGUUGAUUCCCUUGGGUGUGCACGACAGUCAUUUUUAAAUCUAGUCAGUCAGGUGCUCUAAGCUGGACGGCAGUUGAUGUUAGGACGAUGUCAAAGCUGACAAGGAUGGGAAUGGUUGUGUGCCUGUGGUGCUGGCAUAAAGGAUUUUUUUUUUAUACAUAGACAUUUAUGUAUAUCACACACACACACACACACACACACACACACAC
This is a messenger RNA of Penaeus vannamei (Pacific white shrimp), 2559 nucleotides long. The record is from RefSeq and is a predicted model, not a curated record. Lineage: Eukaryota; Metazoa; Arthropoda; Malacostraca; Decapoda; Penaeidae.